CCGUAAUAUUUUAAUAAAUCACCAUCAAUCCUUGUCAAUACUUGAUACCAUUAUUAAUAACAUUAUAACAACCUAUCAAUCAAUUUGUGUACUAGUUCUAUUUCAUUCUCAGACGCCAUGGCAGCUCAGCCAAAGAAGAUCAUCAUUGAUACUGACCCUGGUAUUGAUGAUGCCAUGGCAAUUUUUGUAGCAUUACGGUCACCGGAGGUGGAGGUGAUUGGACUUACAACUAUAUAUGGGAAUGUUUAUACAACCCUGGCCACAAGAAAUGCUUUGCAUUUGCUUGAAGUUGCAGGAAGGACUGAUAUCCCAGUGGCUGAAGGAUCUCAUGUCUCAAUCACUAAUGGCACAAAACUGCGCAUUGCUGGUUUCGUCCAUGGUGCAGAUGGACUUGGCAACCAAAAUUUCCCUCCACCAAAAGGGAAGCCAAUUGAACAGUCAGCAGCUGAUUUUCUCAUUGAGCAAGCAAAACUUUAUCCAGGAAAAGUCACGGUUGUGGCACUAGGCCCACUUACAAAUAUUGCACUGGCUAUCCAACGAGAUCCUGCAUUUUCAAAGAACAUUGGACAGAUUGUUCUUCUUGGUGGUGCUUUUUUAGUAAAUGGGAAUGUGAAUCCCGCAUCAGAAGCCAAUAUUUUUGGCGAUCCAGAUGCUGCAGAUAUUGUAUUCACAAGUGGGGCAGAUGUAGUGGCUGUGGGCAUAAAUGUUACUCAUCAAGUUGUCUUCACAGAUGCUGAUAGAGAGAAGUUGUCAAGGUCUGAUGGAAAAUUUGCCCAGUAUUUGUGCAAAAUCUUAGACGUGUAUUUUUCAUAUCACCACGAUGCGUACAACAUAAAAGGAGUUUAUCUUCAUGAUCCAGCAACCAUGCUUGCAGCUGUUGAUCCUUCACUUAUGACUUACACAGAGGGUGUGGUUAGAGUCCAGACAAGUGGCAUCACUAAGGGACUAACAAUAUUAUACAACAAACAGAAGAGGUUUGGCGAAGUCACUGAAUGGACUGAUAAACCCACAGUGAAGGUUGCAGUCACUGCUGAUGCUCCCGCUCUGGUCAAAUUGGUCAUGGAACGCCUUAUGGACUCUUGAAGUAUUUAACCUAUUGAUUGAUAAUUCAGGAGACUUCAUCUUGUGGUUAGAAAUAGAAUUAGCGGUUCUCAAAGAUGUUCAUAGCUGUUGUGAUGCAACUACUUGCCUAUGAUUUCAAUUCAGAUAUAUCCCACAUAACAAUGGUCGAGCAUCUGAUUUGAUCACUGCCUCAGUCUUGAUGCUGUAUGGUACUAUAGAAAAUAACAAGAUUGUACUUUUCUUUUUCUUGAAUAAAUAAACUCCUUCUGGUGUAACAACAAUUGAAAUCCAAUAAAUAUUUUCUGGGAAA
Quercus robur (English oak) is the source of this 1372-nucleotide messenger RNA. RefSeq names its product probable uridine nucleosidase 2. The record is from RefSeq and is a predicted model, not a curated record. Gene Ontology annotation, biological process: purine nucleoside catabolic process. Bases 118 to 1083 code for a protein of 321 amino acids. Gene Ontology annotation, cellular component: cytosol. The transcript has 9 exons. Gene Ontology annotation, molecular function: purine nucleosidase activity. NCBI's taxonomy places the organism in Eukaryota, Viridiplantae, Streptophyta, Magnoliopsida, Fagales, Fagaceae.